AUGUCCCUAGUCGGCACCUUAUUGGCCGAAUCAUCGGAUGAGAUCGACCUCAAGGCCGAUUAUGACUGUCUCUUGGACCUGCAGGAGCAGGACAAGUCCGAGUCUGCUCCGCCGCCCGUGCCCAUCACGGUCGCCGAGGCGUUCGCCUACCACAAGAUCCUGACCGGGCCCAUUGACAGCGACCAGGACGAUUCGGAUUCCGACGAUGACGCCGAGUACAAUCGGGCGACAAGGGGCGAGCGAGGCCAAGACUCGGCACCGGCUACGGCGCUGAUCAAGGUGGGCCCCCACGACGCUCUCCUGGCCGUUGCCGAGCCCACCGACGACGACUCAGCCUGCGGCAAUGGAGCGCCUCACGAUCAUAUGUGGGCGGGUAACCCCUCGUUCCGGUUCACGGAGCCCGAGGUGGGCUUCCUGUCGCAUCUCGCCCACCUCUGCAUCGAGGCGCGACUCCAGAAAUGCCUGAGGAGCUCGUGUCUCGAGGAGAAGGUCAGGAUGGACAGGGUCGCUCCGGACUGUCGGUGGGCGGCCUUCCGGGAGUGGGCGCUCGUCUCCAUGUCGUGCCAAGCCAGCAUGCGGGAGAAGAACGAGCUCUCGCAGGCACACACACACAUCGCCAGGGCCAUCUCGGGCUGCUGCAUGACGCUCAAGGCCUACCUCGACCACAGCCGAGAGCGGUUUCUGCCCUUUCUCGACGGCGCGGGCGUGGAGGAGCACCGGGUCGACCUGGCCGAGGUGGCCAACGUCAUCUACUGGAUGGCCAAGAUCCAGUCGCAGAUCGGCAUCGGGCCGCGGCGCUUCGGGGCCUGGGACCACCGGCUGCUGCCGUCGACAGUGUCGCUGCCGUCCAUCGAGCGGGCGGCAUACGAGGUCGAGGCCAUGGGGCUCUGCAAGCAGCGGCUCUGGAAUCUGGUCGGCAUCAGCGACCGGCGGCAGAGCGACCUGCCGGACAUCAUCAAGGCCCUGCGGCCGCACAGGGACAGUCUGCGCCACGAGAGCCACGACUUCUGCACGCCGAGCAAGUGUCAGUGGUCGCACAUGAACAGCUCCUCGGUCCGGCAGCUCCACAAGUGCGGAGCGGUGGAGCCCCGGGAGCCGUCCGGAGGCCGGAAAGCGGCCCGGGCGGCAAAGGCGUGCGCGCAGCGGCUGUUUUCCGUCGAGCUGCUGGAGACGGCCGUGGAGCUGGGCAACAGCACCGCCUGGCUCUGCAGCGGGCUCCGGCUGAGCGGGCCCAGGGACGCCUACAUUGCCGUCUCCCAUGUCUGGUCCGACGGCACGGGCGUUGGCGUCCAGGAGGUCGGGACGGUUAACUCGUGCCUGUUCGACUUCUUCUCCGGCAUCGCCAAGGAGCUCGGCUGCAACGGGCUGUGGUGGGACGCCCUCUCGAUCCCCUACGAGCCGCGGGCGCGCAGCAAGGCCCUGAACCAGAUGCAUGCCAACUACGCCAACGCCCGGUAUACCGUUGUCCACGACAGCUACCUGAUCAACUUCCCGUGGAGCGAUGACGGCAGCCCGUGCCUCGCCAUCGUGCUCUCCACCUGGUUCACGCGAGGCUGGACGGCGCUCGAGCUGGCCAUGUCCAAGAGAGUCAAGGUCCUCUUCGGAAACCCGGACCCGAGCGAGAAGGACCCGGUGAUCAAGGAUCUUGACGAGGACGUGCUCGCCGCCUCGCCCGCCGUGGCGUCGCGUGCGCACUGGCUGGCGACGACGCUGAUCCGCCGGCUCCGCGCCUCCAUCAACGAUGUCGGCGACCUGCUGGCCAUCCUGUCCCCGCGCAGCACAUCUUGGGCCCGGGACCGCACCAUCAUCGCCGCCCUGCUGACGGGCGUCCCGGACUGCGACUUCACCGUCGGCGAGAGCAUCAUCACGUCCAAGAUCCUCGGGUACCUGGGCAAGAUUCCCUACAGCUGCAUCCUGCACGGGAAGCCGACCAUGCGUGACCGCGGUGAGUUCUCAUGGUGCGCGGCCACGCUCGAUGAUAUGCCACCGGGGACGUCGUCCGAUGUGGGCGGCGGCGCCGGCUCGAGGUCGCGAGCCCUGCUGGACCUUGAUGAGAACGGAGCCAUCGAGGGGCCGUUCCAUGCCCGGUGCCUCGAGCCGGGAGAAGUUGACGUUAACAUCAAGCCCUUCGGCAACGACCUCGCGGUGGUGGUCAAGGUUAACAUUGCCCUCCGGCAUCACGAGCGUUGUCUGCUAUUGCGACAGGAUCCGAGCGCCAGGGAGCCCCUCGCCCUCCUGGUCGUGCCCAUCAGCAUCAUCAGGAACGGCCCCGUCCUAAAGUGUCGCUACAUUGGCACCGUGACCGAGACGCACGACGCCGAAGCCUUUGACGCCGAUGACUGGUUCAAACUGAACGUUCGGCUUGGCGGCAGCGAUAGCCACCACAGGGGCAUGCGAGCCGACAAGGCGCUGGAGAUGUAUGACGACUUCUGCGAUGUCGUAUGCGACGAGCAGGACGACAAGUCUGUAAGGGGAGACGAGGGGGACGACGACGACAACGGCGACAACGGCGACGGCGGCCGCGGCGGCGAGCAGGGCGAUGAUCUCGCCUCGGUGCAGACGCCCAUGCAACAGGAAGGGCCGCCUGAGAGCCCUCCGGAAUGGCCCAUCGUCAACAUCUGGCCCGGGCGGGAAACCAGACAAAAGGCCAACGAAGAACACCACGAGAGGGGCCUCAUCCUCGCCAUGACCAAGAGGAACGAAAAUGCGGCCCGAUAUCUCGUCAAGAAAAAGGUCGCCCUCCAGCUCGACGACCUGGAGGCCAUCCGUACUCUCUGCAAGGAUCAUCCGACGGUGACCACAUCCGGCAUGAAGAUGCUGGGGGACAUCUACGUGGAGAAUGACAAUCUCCAAGCGGCCAGCUACAUCUAUCGCUACGUCAUAGAGACAUACGAGGCCAUCGAGGCCAAGGACAGCCAGCAGCUCUUCCAGCUCUAUCAAACCAAGCACUCUCUGGGAUGUGUCCGCUUCGGGAGGGGGGAGGUCAUAGAGGCCAAGGGGCUAUUCGAAGACGUGCUGGCCGGGUGCGAUGAGAGAAAGAAGAAGAUGGAAAGGGAGAGCAAGAGGCCGGUGCGGUUCAGGGCAGGCACUGCGAAGAAGGAGGCUGCUCAGGGCCAGGACGCCCCAUCAGCCGCGCCGGGAAGCCCAGUAAAGCUCAGCAACGAGGCCAAGGCCAACCAGGGGUGGUACCGGCUGGAGCUAGACUCCAUCACGGAGUUGACGCUCCUCAAGGUCGGAGGGGCCGACUUCAGCGGCGCCGCCAAGACGUACCGGCGAGCGCUCAGGAGGUUCGGCAACGCGCCAAAGGAGAUCGAAGCCUUCGAAGGCCUCUGGGUCGGCCGCAUGUCGCAGGUGUUCAAGGAGAAGAGCAGGCGGGAUGAGCGGGCGGCCGGCGUCUACCAGCGCGCGCUCAAGCGAUUCGAUACCAUGUUCCGCAAGAACCAUUUGCUGAUCCCCAUCACCGCCCUCCAUCUCGGCGUCAACUGCAUGCUCAGGUCCAAGUUCGCCGACGCCCAGCUCUACCUGAUGCGCGCGCUAGCCGGCUUCUUCGAGCGCUUCGGUCGUCCCCUGAGGGACGGCGAGACGGCGCUGGAGUAUCAGAUGGAGGACGAGCGCGAGCACAUCAUCCUGGUGCUGGUCAGGUACCACCUCGGCCUGCUCUUCACCAAGCAGCAGAAGUUCGACGACGCCCAGAGGCAGCUCGAUCACGCGCUAGCCGUCGUCACCAGGGCCAACAAUGCCGGCACCGACGUGCUGCGGCUGUCCAUCCUCAACGCGCUGGGCCAGAACAGCCUGUCCAGCCGGCCGCCGAGACUAGACAUGGCCGAGGGAUACUUCUCACAGGUCGAGUCCCAGUCGCAGGGCCACGCAGAGCAGGAAGACAUGAUCCGCCUGAGCAUCCAGGCCAAGCUGGGCCGCGCCAGAAGCGUCUAUUCCACCGGCAAGAACGGCAUGGACAGCGCGGUGAGGCUCCUCAACGCCAUCAUUGAGCAGCUAGAUAAAAUCAGGACGGAGGCGGGAAACGACCUCGACGAAUGCCAGGUCAGGCUCUUCCUCGGCAGGGUAUUCGAAGACAAGAGGAAGCUCCCUGACGCCGCGAAACGGGUUGACCUGGCGCUCAAGAGCCUCAAAGUCUUGGAAGGGGAGGAGAGCCUGACCUACCUAGAGGCAGCGAGCAAGCUGGGAGAAAUAUACGAGAGGCUCGAUGAGACGGACGAGGCCGAGACCCUCCUCCAAAUGGCCGCAGACAAGUUGAGGGGGAGCGUUGGCGCCUACCACCCCCAGACGCUACGGGCAAGCUGGCUGCUUGGCAAGGUGUACUUGGCCCAGAGAAGACUCGAGGAGGCCAGGGAGAAGGUCGAGUGGGCGUACCAGGGAUCCGAAAAGGCGUUGGGGGGCAGCCACAAGCAGACCGCGAGCACGGCCCAGACGCUGGGCACCAUCCACCUCGAAAUGAACAAGCUCGCCGAGGCGCAGGAGAUGUACAAGAAGGCCUACACUGGAUUCAAGAACAUGGCUGCGAAAUCCAACGCCAAGGCGCAAGAAGAGGGAGGGCUAGAGAGUAAACUGACGGACAAGACCACGCUGCUGGCUCUCAUGGACUACGCAAAGGUCUGCGCCCUGAUCCCGGGCAAGCGGUCCAAGGCCACCGCCCUGAGCAAGUACAAGCUCGCAGUGGAAGGCUUCGCCGCUCUCGACAGUGGAGAUGCGAACCACAAGGGCGACGCCCACCUGCACCUACUCGAGGCUAAACUCAAUCUGGGCUGCGUCUACCGGGAGAUGAGGAAGUUUGACGAGGCGUACGAGCAAAUCCGGGAAGCUCUCGCCGGCUUCCUGAGCCUGAGUGAACCAAGCCCCGGGAGGCCGGAGACGGAAGUCGAGACGAGGGCGGCCACGGCCGCCAGGACAAAGUGGUUCGAGGCCCGGCUCCGCCUCGGGCAGCUGAAGCUAGAUGCGUCCCACCAGCAGCACGAGGCGCAGGAGGGGCAGGACGAAGGUGAGAGCGCCAAGGAACUGAUACGGGGGGGCCGAGAUGGUCUUAGGGACCUACUUGGGAGCGCCCACAUGCUCACGCUGGAAGCGUCGACCUAUCUUGGUAAUCUCUAUAUGAAGGAGGGAGAAGAAGGAGGAGUAGAAGGAGAAGGAGGAGUAGAAGGACAAGGAGAGGGGGGGGGUGGAGAAGGGGAGAGAGAAGGAGAAGAGCAAGAGAUGGGCGACGUUCUGCUCCGAGACGUCCUACGCUGCUACGACACCGAGACGAAGCUGCCGGUCGGCCAUCCGAAGAAGAUCCGCAUCAUGGACUCCCUCAUCAGCCACUAUCACCAUGUCGGUGACAUGACGGAAGUGGGGAAGAUGGAGGAGAGGAAGUGGAAGGAGCUCAAGGACGCCUACGGCAUGGACCAGGCCGCCAUCAUCAUGGACGUCACCGACUGGAAGCACAUGAACCACGAUCGGGACGACGGCGGCAGCGUCGAGGAGAACGACGACCCCGAUGACGGCGACGACGAAAGGCACCACGGUUACUACGAUGCCUGGGAUCACCACGGCUCGGUCUCGUGGGACUCGGACAAUGACUGGGAGGAAGGGGGGGAGAAGAACCGAGGCGACGAUAAAGAGCAGAACCAAGAUGGUGUAGUUAGAUGA
Messenger RNA from Trichoderma gamsii, 5643 nucleotides. RefSeq lists its product as hypothetical. Gene Ontology annotation, molecular function: protein binding. The coding region runs from base 1 to 5643 and encodes 1880 amino acids. Lineage: Eukaryota; Fungi; Ascomycota; Sordariomycetes; Hypocreales; Hypocreaceae. The record is from RefSeq and is a predicted model, not a curated record. The transcript has 2 exons.